AUGGAGUGGCCGAAUCCAAGGAGUGUUACUGAAGUAAGAAGUUUCUUGGGCUUAGCAGGCUAUUACAGGAAGUUUGUGGAAAAUUUAUCUAAAAAAAUUGCCCGAUCGUUGUUUAAGAUACGUAAAAAGGGAGUUCGAUUUCAAUGGGGCGAGAAGCAUAGUAAAUCACUAGAAGAGCUUAACAGGAGACUUACGACUACACCUGUGUUGACCAUGCCCAACUAUGGGAAGCAUUUGAGGUAUAUUAAGGAGCUGAAUAUGCGACAAAGGCGGUGGUUGGAAAUCAUUAAAGACUUUGAAGUUGACAUAAAUUAUCAUCCUAGAAAAGCAAAAAAAGUGGCAGAUGCAUUAAGUAGAAGGCCGAGGAUAUCUGUAAAUGUUAUAAUGACGAUACCUUGGGAACUAUACCUAGAAAUCCAGAAGUUAGAUCUAGAAAUUUUUAAUCACUAUCCAGUUGUUAGCUAUCAAACCAACAUCAAAAUGGCACCAGACGAAGCCUUAUACGGGAGAAAAUGUCGAGUGUCGUUGUGUUGGGAUCAGAUGGACCUAAAUGUGCCUGAAGAACCAGAUCUUAUCCAAGACUCUAUUGAUAGCUUGGGGUGGUGCAAAAGAACAUAA
Amaranthus tricolor (Joseph's coat) is the source of this 618-nucleotide messenger RNA. RefSeq lists its product as uncharacterized. NCBI's taxonomy places the organism in Eukaryota, Viridiplantae, Streptophyta, Magnoliopsida, Caryophyllales, Amaranthaceae. Bases 1 to 618 code for a protein of 205 amino acids. The transcript is spliced from 3 exons. The record is from RefSeq and is a predicted model, not a curated record.